Molecule: messenger RNA, 2805 nt
Organism: Acanthaster planci (crown-of-thorns starfish)
Lineage: Eukaryota; Metazoa; Echinodermata; Asteroidea; Valvatida; Acanthasteridae
Product: PRELI domain-containing protein 1, mitochondrial-like
Cellular component (GO): mitochondrial intermembrane space
Source: RefSeq, a predicted model, not a curated record
AGCAAGGUUGCAUGUCGGAAGGGAAACGUGCAAAAUUACACGUUCUUUCUGUACACCUUUGGUGGGGAAUGUGUUACUUUUUCUUUUAAAGAAAGGACAAUUUGACGUUGGAAUGAUUUACAAAUUUUAGAAACUCAUCUUUGAUUCGAGUGCUGGUUAGAAUAAAUUGUCAAGUACAGUGACAGAGUCAACAUGGUCAAAGUAACUCCAUAAUUACCAAUUAGAGUUUGUGACUGAGGGAUUGCGCUCUCCGGCUUCAAGAUGAAGUACUUCACCACCGUUGAAUUGUUCAGACACACCUGGGACCACGUUGCCACCGCACUGUGGCAGAAGUAUCCAAAUCCGUAUAGCAAGCAUGUGCUGACAGAAGACGUCAUCAGCAGGGUUCUCAGGGGGACUGAACUGGUCACCAGGCGCCUCUUGACAAAGACCAACCGGCUGCCCAGGUGGGGUAACUACAUCUUCGGGAACCACGCCCGACAGGUGUGCAUCGUUGAGGAGUCGAUAGUCGACCCUGUGAAAAAGACCUUCACCAUCUACACACGGAAUAUAGGGUUUACUAGACUUAUGGUGGUAACGGAGAAGCUAAUCUUCAGGCCUGCCCCGGAGAACAAAGACUGGACGCAUCUAGAGAAACACUCGUGGGUGGACUCUAGCGUCAAGGGCAUGGCCUUGGCAAUCCAGCACUUCGGCAUGGAGCGGUACAAAGCCAACCAGACGAAGGCCACCAAGGGGCUCCACUACGUCCUUGAGAACAUGUUUGUGCCGGACAGGCCGCCAACAGAAGGUUUCCCGGUUGACAUGGCCAGGCUCAGGGACAGUGCGAAGGCCAAAGCCAAAGGGAUGGCCGCCAAGACACGGCCCGUCAUACAAUGACGGUGUGGUGUGUUGGGGGGGGGCAGAGCAGUGUCAUCCGGGUGCCAAGAUUUGUGCCCUUGUCCUGCCUUCGACAUUGUCCUAAACUUCUUCAGGACUCAGGUAAUGGACAGUCAAGGCUAUUGCAGCAAUCAUUGGAUUAAGUCUGUGCACUUCACGCAUGGCACUUGAGAAGAGACUAGUACACAAUUUGAUACACCGCUGGCGGCUGCAGCAGGCUGCGAAUAUCCCUCGCUAUAGUCUCUGGUUCAAGCACCACAUAUGCCACUCACAUGGUUUAGAAUUUUUGCUGUGAUUACCUUGACUAAAGACUGGAACUUAAGACUCUCAGUCUUUGUCUGUCUAUUCCCGGACCCUUCAAAAUCCAGCAGAAGAUUCUGAGAUUUUUUGGAUAAAGAAUGGUUGUGCCCAGCCACCAUGAAGUUACAUUCUUGUGGGUUGAUGCUUUCCAUUUAGCGAGGCAUUUAGCAAAAUUGCCAAGGAAGUUAACUGGGUUAAUAUAGUCUGUGUAUUGUCCUUUUCCGUGUGGUCUUCAGAAAACCUUUGAAGAAAGGUUCUUAGCUUGCACUCUUGUCACUACACGUCAUAUGGAUUCGCUUAGUUACAUGUUAAUUAUUUAUCAAGUCAGUGCAUUGCCUUUUGAGUUGACAAGGAAGGUUCAUUGGAAAGGCUUACUCAGAGGAUUGACAUCACAGUGUUUCUGUUUUUCUUACCUCUUAGUCUUUCACUGAAACAAUUUUUCAAAGAAAAACUCUACUGGACGCAGACCAUUUCUGAGUCUUUUAUGAAAAGCUCCUUGACACUGUUACUUAGCAUGCUUCUUUUUGUCUGAGCCACAUCAGAGAGGACUUCAGUAGUGUAUUUCUCACAUGUUUAAAGACCAAAACAGCUUCAUUGUAGAAGUUUACAACAUAGUUUCAUUGCAGUAUUUUUUCAUGAGCACUACAUCACCGCGGGAUUACAUUUGGCAGAAUACUAAUUUGUCUUGUGAAUUGUUCAGAAUUGAGAAAAUAAUUUACCUCGUGACUUUGCAAGUAACUUUCAAGUGUAGGAGAGAAUGAGACCUGCAUGUAGUUGCAAGGAGACAUGCCUCCAAGGGUUUAUAUUUUACAAGACAUAAAUACAUGCACCAAUACUGCUGACAUUGGCUUAAUUUACAGAUUCAAGCAAAUUCUGUGAUUAGGAAAGAGGGUCAAAUUCGAGGUUUUGGUUUCCGUGUUCUGAAACACUUAAGCUGUAGCAUGUUAGAAUUCAUGUAAGGUUUUAGCAUUAGCAAGUGGGCUUAUAAUCAUUCCGCAUUCCAUUCAUUUCUGAAAGAAAAUUGUUGCGGACCACUUUUUCUACAAAAUGGGCUCCAAAAUUGAAAUGAUUUUCAAUAUUCACUGUUAAUUGUUUUGAACAGUUUGUUCCUUUGAUGUUUUCCAGUUACAAAUGAACUUGGCCUAAUUACAUGAAACCAAGUUAUUUGUCUUAAGUAAACUUUAGAUUUUACAUUUCAGCAAAGAGUUGAUAUAAGUGACCAGAAAUUUCGUUAAUUUACUAACUGCUUGCCCGAAUUUGGUUUUAAGCUCAUAUUUGUUUCUAGUUCAGUGCCUCUGGCAUUAUUUUCAGCAACAGAAGGUUUGAACCAUCGAGGGUUUGCUGUUGAACCCCUGAGUUGAAAAAAAAUGGCCUCUUCCUGUCAAGCACUUGAUGGUGCAUUGUGGGCAUAUUUUAAAUUUUUCUAUGAAAUGGCACCGUUCAGUUCGUGACGAAUUUUGUUUUAAUGGUUGAAAUGUUCACAGAGUUUAAUGUGCUGGCCAUUUUAAAUGAAAUACUUUGGAUGUAUGAUACCUCGAUACAUGUAAUCGGGUGAAGGUCUUACGCUGCAAUAUGAAAGGAUAUGAUACGACCUAUGUGAUAAAUUAUUAAAAAGGAACCAGUUGGAAA